UGAAAACAAAAUCAAAAUGAAAAUGAUCGUAUCAUCGUAUUUAAAUGGGAGUUAGAGCAAAUAUUCCAAAGCGAUAGGACACUUUAAUGAUAUAUUUGUGGGGGCACUGCAAGCUUCAGAAGAUAGCCUUGUACAGCUAUCAGCUCUACUGAGGUUAAAUAAAAAGAAGGGAAUUCAUACAACAGACUUUAAUAUUAGUUGCACUGAAUCAACAUGCCCAUAUUGUUUGCUGUGGUAGCUCGUGGUACCACUGUCUUGGCUAAGUAUGCCAGUUGUGCUGGAAACUUUACAGAAGUUACAGAGCAAAUACUAAGCAAGAUUGGACCAGACGAUUCCAAACUGACUUAUUCACAUGGGAGCUACCUCUUCCAUUAUAUCAGUGAAGACAGAAUUGUCUACUUGUGCAUCACAGAUGAUGACUUUGAGAGAUCCAAAGCAUUUUUAUUUUUGAAUGAGAUCAAGAGAAGGUUUCAAACCCAAUAUGGAGUGAGAGCACAGACUGCCCUCCCCUACUCUAUGAAUAGUGAAUUCUCUCGAGUCAUAGCCUCACAAAUGAGGUAUGUUACUGAUAAGAGAGAACCAGACCAGAUGGAGAAAGUACAAGGUCAGGUGGAUGAACUGAAGGGCAUAAUGGUUAGAAAUAUAGAUAACAUUGCUGACCGAGGUGAGAAACUAGAACUGUUAGUGGACAAGACAGAGGAACUUAACGCCAAUGCUGUUUCUUUUAAGAAAACCAGUCGGGGGUUAGCCAGAUCUUUAUGGCUGAAAAACAUCAAGAUCACAGUUAUCAUAGUUAUUGUAGUCAUUGUCAUUCUUUACUUCAUCAUUUCUGCGGCUUGUGGGGGUUUAGACUGGCCCUGCACCAAGUCUAAAUGACUUAGGAAAUCCUGACCAGUAACACAUUAGGAUUAGUCUUUCAUAUUUUUAAGAUGAUGUGGCUGAUCACAAGCUCUUAUAUUUGUAAAAAUAUAUAUAAAGAUAUGAAAUGCAAAAAUGUUUAUAACGUCUAUGGUGGCUGUUUUAACCUUUGAUUUGAUGUGAUAUCCAGUACAUAUUGUCAUUUUGAUUUGUAAAAUCUGGGACAGGAAUAAUUCUAAAAUUUAAUUCAAAUGUUCAUAUAUACAUGUACAUUUCUUAUGGAUAUGGGAAAAUUCAGUGGGAAACUUGCAAGCAUUUUUUUUUCUCAUAUGUUAAUUAAAAAUACCUUAUGGGCAGAGAGAAUUUAGGAAGAACUGACAAUUUUCAAGUAUUUUGCAGGUAGGUAGUUUAAUUAAUGCCAGUAUAUAAUUCUAAUUAAUUCACCAGAGCUAUAUACUGCUACCAAAGAAUUAGUAGAUUAUAGAGUGCUAUUUAUAAGAUUGUUAAUGAACAUGUUCAGAGCUGAUGAUAGAGAUUUCACUGAUAUGAUUAUACAUGUAUAUUUUUUUUUGUUUUUGCUAUACAUCAAUUUGUUAUUGUAAUAUUAAAAUAAAUAUCAUCCUUA
Molecule: messenger RNA, 1483 nt
Organism: Saccostrea echinata
Lineage: Eukaryota; Metazoa; Mollusca; Bivalvia; Ostreida; Ostreidae
Product: vesicle-associated membrane protein 7-like
Exons: 10
Coding region: 214-876 (220 amino acids)
Biological process (GO): exocytosis; vesicle fusion
Cellular component (GO): SNARE complex; membrane
Molecular function (GO): SNARE binding; SNAP receptor activity
Source: RefSeq, a predicted model, not a curated record